ACCACCACGAGUCUGAAGCCAGAGCUGUGUCCUCAGUUCGGCCUACCAUAUGCCGUAAUGCGAACGACAGUCAAGUCCUCCGAGCCCAUACCUAUAAGUUUUUCAGGUGGGCCGGAUGAUUAUUACCAUUUGGUAAUGGACUUUGCCGAGGUACUGCCGGCCACGAGCCGAAGGAACCUGACUAUAAAGAUCAAUGGCGAUGAUUGGUACGGGCCCUUCACUCUCGACUAUCGUGACGUGAUGGCCAUAUUCACACAGCAUCCCGAGCAGUACGCCCAGUACUCUUUCUCGGUGGAGGCAAACAACGGACCUGACUAUGGCCCCAUUUUGAACGCCUUUGAGGUCUUCAGGUUCGUCCGGCCCGGUGGGGCUGCAACUCUUCCUCAAGAUGUUGCUGCUAUGAAGGCUGUAAAAGAUUACUACAAAGUAAACAAGAGUUGGAAUGGUGACCCUUGCUUACCCACCGAUGCUCCUUGGGAAGGGUUGACCUGCAACCUCGAUAAUGCGUCUUCUCCAAGAAUAGAAGCUCUCUGGGCUGCUAUAAUACUGUCAUUGGUGAUCAUCAUAGUCAGCCUGAAGAGAAAACUGAAUGGACUGGAAUAUCUGCACGUUGGAUGCAAAUCACCAAUAAUACACCGAGAUGUGAAGACAAGAAACAUACUCUUAAACGACAGGUUGGAAGCAAAGAUUGCAGACUUUGGCCUAUCGAAGAUCCACACCGCAUACUAG
This is a messenger RNA of Nymphaea colorata (pocket water lily), 729 nucleotides long. Its product is annotated as senescence-induced receptor-like serine/threonine-protein kinase. The transcript is spliced from 4 exons. The coding region runs from base 58 to 729 and encodes 223 amino acids. Gene Ontology annotation, biological process: protein phosphorylation. Lineage: Eukaryota; Viridiplantae; Streptophyta; Magnoliopsida; Nymphaeales; Nymphaeaceae. Gene Ontology annotation, molecular function: protein kinase activity; ATP binding. The record is from RefSeq and is a predicted model, not a curated record.